UAUGAUCGCUUGCUAUCCUGGAAAUGGAACUGGGUAUGUUCGUCAUGUGGACAAUCCAAACGGCGACGGGCGCUGCAUCACUUGUAUUUAUUAUCUGAAUAAGAACUGGGACUCCAAGCUGCAUGGCGGUAUUCUUCGGAUAUUCCCAGAAGGAAAGUCCUAUGUAGCAGAUGUUGAGCCAAUUUUUGACCGAUUACUUUUUUUUUGGUCAGAUCGAAGGAACCCACAUGAAGUCCAGCCUUCUUAUGCAACCAGAUAUGCCAUGACUGUAUGGUAUUUUGAUGCUGAAGAAAGAGCAGAAGCCAAAAAAAAGUUCAGGAACUUAACAGAUGCAAGGAAGAGAGAAGCACCUCUUAAUGAAGACUAGUCAACUGUUCCCGAACUCUUUGUGAGGAAAUAAGAUCCCAAAGAUGACUUCCAUUUCCAGCGAACAAGGGCAAAUUCAUGUUAUGCACAAGAACGCACUGGUUGUGUCUAGCAUGUGCAUCUUAUAUUGAUGGUACUUAAGGAAGCCUCCUGUCACACCUGCAUCUGGCAGAAGGAACGCUUGUUUUCUAUUUGCCUUUUGCUGGAAAAAGUAACCAGGGUUUAAAAAAAAAAAAAGGUAUCACAAGCCUAGUGGUAGUGGCUCAGCCAACUGGCUUUUGAUCACUCUUGUAACCAAGAUAAUGAUCAUUGGAACUAGUGGUAAAAACCUGAGUCUUAUUUGCACUUUA
Messenger RNA from Opisthocomus hoazin, 716 nucleotides. The record is from RefSeq and is a predicted model, not a curated record. NCBI's taxonomy places the organism in Eukaryota, Metazoa, Chordata, Aves, Opisthocomiformes, Opisthocomidae.